AAGGCGCAGGGUGCGAAAGAGGGCGCCUACGAGAAGGCGCAGGGCGCCAAAGAGAGUGCUGGAUCCAUCAAGGACUCGGCCUACGAGAAGGCACAGGGCGCAAAAGAGAGUGCUGGAUCCAUCAAGGACAAGGCGUACGAGAAGGCACAGGGCGCGAAAGAGGGUGCAGGUUACUUAAAGGACAAGGCGUACGAGAAGGCACAGGGUGCGAAAGAGAGUGCAGAUGAAGGGAAAGAAGAGGCGAUGAAGAAGGUAAAAGAGACGAAAGAGAAGACAUUGGAAGCUGCAGAAGCAGCAAAAGAGAAAGCCAAGGAAGAAGGUGGGGAGGGUUUGGAAUGGGCCAAAGAGAAAGUGAAACAAGGUUACGAAACAACGAAGCAGAAAGCAAAGGAAGGAUUGGAGUCGGCGAAAGAGGCGGUAGGGAACAAGUACGAGGAGGUAAGUGCGCAACAUAAGCAGAAAGCCAACGACUUUAAGGAAGAUGUGGUACUAGGUGGUCGAUCAUGGGACAGGGAGCUUUGAAGCAGAAACUCGUCGGAUAUGUUGAUGUUAUUUGUUGUGUUAUUUCGUCUUCUUUUGGUGUAAAUAUGUAUAAAUAAUACGUUAUGGAUUAGAUCAACCAACAGUAUGUAUGUGUACCAGUAAUAGUAUAAUUGAGUUGAAUAAGUUUUGCUGGUCAUGAUAUAUAUGGGCCUCUGGGUAGGCUCCUAAUAGCCCAAGCCCAAUAAUACGAGUCCGAUACCAAGCCCAAGCCCAA
Cynara cardunculus var. scolymus (artichoke) is the source of this 757-nucleotide messenger RNA. RefSeq names its product late embryogenesis abundant protein D-29-like. The record is from RefSeq and is a predicted model, not a curated record. The annotation marks the transcript as partial. The transcript has a single exon. NCBI's taxonomy places the organism in Eukaryota, Viridiplantae, Streptophyta, Magnoliopsida, Asterales, Asteraceae.